GAGAGAGACAGAGAGGCAGCGUAGGAGGGAGGAAGUCCUACAGUUCAGGACUUCUCAUGAAGCGUGUCAGACGAUACUCACGAGAAGAGGGAGAGGACCUUUGCCACUAGUGAGGAACGAGUUAGAGGAAAUCAGGAGAAGUGGAGUCUGGGUGUUCCUAUGCAAGCGGGAUGAAGUGACCCUCCUCUCUGUGGGUCAGCCAACAGAAGAUGAAGAGCCAAAUCACCAACGCCCUCUCUGACUUCUUCUUUGAGUAUGAGACCCCACGCCAGGUGCUGGUGAGGAACAGGAGAGUUGGGGUGGUGUGCCGUCUGAUCCAGCUGGGAGUCCUGGCUUACAUCAUUGUGUGGGUGUUCAUCUACGAGAAAGGCUACCAGUCCACAGACACAGCAGUCAGCUCUGUCUUCACCAAAAUGAAAGGAGUGGGCUACACCAAUGUGAAUGGAGCUGAGAGAGUCUGGGAUGUGGCCGACUACGUCUUCCCACCGCAGGGAGACUCAUCUUUUGUGGUGAUGACUAACUACAUUAUAACUGAAGGUCAGAAGAUGGGAAAGUGUCCAGAGCUCCCAGGCAAACACAACUGCAGCUCAGGCGCUGACUGUGAAGGAGGGAGUUUCAAACGUACGGGACAUGGGCAAAUGACGGGAGUCUGUGUGAAUACUACUAAGACCUGUGAGGUUUUGGCUUGGUGCCCUGUUGAGAAUGACCACAACAUCCCAGACCCUCCUCUGUUGAUGUCUGCAGAGAACUACACACUGUUCAUCAAAAAUUCUGUAACUUUCCCCUUAUUUGGUGUCACAAGGAGUAACCUGGUGGAGGGUAUUAAUAAUACGUACAUCAGACAAUGCCUUCAUCAUCCAAAGACUGCUCCACUGUGUCCCAUAUUCAAACUGGGGGACAUAGUUAAAGAGUCUGGCUUCAAUUUUACAACAAUAGCUAGAGAGGGAGGGGCAAUUGGUAUUGUGGUUGACUGGACAUGUAACUUUGAUGUGGAUAUAAAACACUGUAAACCAACAUACAAGUUCCACGGUCUGUACGGAAACCCUGAUGAGAAAGACAAAGCCAAAGCAUCAGUGGGCUACAACUUCAGGUAUGCAAAGCAUUAUUUGGAGGACAAGGUUCCAAAAAGAACCCUUCUCAAGGUAUUUGGCAUCAGGGUCGAUAUCAUUGUGCAAUCGCUGGCUAGAAAAUUUGAUAUCAUCCCAACAUUGACAGCAAUAGGCUCUGGAGUGGGCAUUUUUGGAGUGGCAACUGUAGUCUGUGACUUGAUGAUGCUCUAUAUCCUGCCAAAAAGGGAAUUUUACAAGAACAUGAAAUUCAAAUACACAGACACACAAAUACAGCAUGACAGCGAGUCGCUCGGUUUAGACACAAGCGUCUAUUACACCCUUGAAGCAAAUGCAAGACAAGUCCAAGACACUGGCCAGUCCAACGACCCUGAUUCAGAGGAGGCUAGCACAGAGACUGAUGCAUCUAAUAAGUGACCAUGGAGAAAACUUGCAAGUCAAUGGCCAUGGUGUUUUGAAGUGUGCUGCACUGGAACCCUGCAUUUGAUCCUGCAAGACAACACACACACAAACUCUAAAUGGACUCUGGGGACUGGAGAGGACACGGUUAAAUGACAAUGCUCCACGUCCUUUAUUUCUUAUCAAUGUUCCGGAGCAUCUUUUACCAACAUCCUCCCACUCAUCCUGUAAAGCCACCCUGAGUAGGCCGCAGAUAGAGUAGCUCAGCUGUAUGUGUACUUUUUUUGGGUGGAGCUUGGUUUGCUUUUGUUUGGUCUUUUGGGUGUCUCCAUAUCUGUACAGGCGAAAGAACAGUGUCAGGCACGUCAAUGCUCAUAAAUCAUCGACAACUCAUAUUUUCCCUCUGUAACUGUCCUUGUCUAAACAAGAGACACACAUAAUGUGUGGAUGUGCCACUGUCAUUGAUCCUGUAUGCAUUUUGUGAUCAACGAUCGAGUUCAAUAAAACAUGUACAGAAAUA
Molecule: messenger RNA, 1986 nt
Organism: Thunnus maccoyii (southern bluefin tuna)
Lineage: Eukaryota; Metazoa; Chordata; Actinopteri; Scombriformes; Scombridae
Gene: p2rx1
Product: purinergic receptor P2X, ligand-gated ion channel, 1
Exons: 14
Coding region: 210-1484 (424 amino acids)
Biological process (GO): response to ATP; monoatomic cation transmembrane transport
Cellular component (GO): plasma membrane; nuclear inner membrane
Molecular function (GO): purinergic nucleotide receptor activity; extracellularly ATP-gated monoatomic cation channel activity; ATP binding
Source: RefSeq, a predicted model, not a curated record